Molecule: messenger RNA, 695 nt
Organism: Prosopis cineraria
Lineage: Eukaryota; Viridiplantae; Streptophyta; Magnoliopsida; Fabales; Fabaceae
Exons: 2
Coding region: 53-442 (129 amino acids)
Source: RefSeq, a predicted model, not a curated record
CUGUAACGCAAGUGAGCCGUAUGCAAAUUUGCUUCAAUCGUUUGCUCUUCAAAUGGCUCUGCUAGCCUCCACCUCCACCACCACAUCCAGUCUCCGUCUCUACUUCAUCUCCUUCUACGCUUUUUCUAAUUCCUCCAAUUCUUCCUCCUUCCCAUUCCCUUCUCGUCCUCUGUUUCGACCUCUUUCUUGUCAUUCCAGCGUCGGUUGUCCCGGCCGGUGUCACGCCGCCAGCCUCGGCCCUCCUCCUCCCCCCCGAACCGACCCACCUCCCGGAAAUGAUCCUCGUCAGCUUCAAGAAGCAGGCAUGGCUACAUCUUGGUCCAAAAUUAAAGAUAGAGUACAGAUCUUCUUUGCUGUUCUUUUCUGGAUGUCUUUAUUCUUUUGGUCGUCAGCAUGGGAUGGGAGGAAUGGACCAAAGAAAGGAUCAAGACGUAGAAGAUAACAUGCCGAGCAUUUCACUUGUAUAUACAUAGCAAACUAUAGCUUAGGGGAUAGAAUCAGAAUAUACAGUGAUGGAAAAGAGCAUUUAAAUGGGUGGAGAAAAGAAUGUUCCUGAUCCUGAGGCUCCAUUAUUUCUUUGCUUGAAAGCUUUUUCAUGCUUUAGCUGAUCCAGUUUCUUUCUGAAUUGGCCAGUUGUGUAACAGACAGGGCGAUUCUUUAACUAGCGUUCAAAUGAAUUUGAGCUUCCAGAAUCA